AUGGAAGACCACGCGAGGAUCGCCGCGCCGCCGGUGACCUCGGCAGAGGUCGGGCCGGACCCGAGGCGGAGCGAGGGGAGCGGGAUGCCAGGGUGUCAAUGCAGGGGGUGCGGGGCCGCGUGGGGCGGCGCGGCGGGCGGGUCGGGGGCACGAGACUGCGCGGGCGCAAGUUUCUGGCACGGCGGGUGGCCGCCGGGGGGAGGGGCGGAGGCGAUGCGCGGUCGCGCGCGCGGGGCCCGCGGGCGUGCAGUGGCGGCGUGGGGCGGGUUCCGGGCCGCGCUGCUGCUGCUGGCGGGCGCGCUGGCGGUGCUGGUGCCGGGCGCGGUGGCGCAGGCGAGCACGUCGACGCUGUCGGCGCUGUCCACGAGCCUCUGCGGGGACGGGUCGAUCGGGCGGCUGAACGAGGCGUUCUCGCCGUCGACGACGUCGUACACGGCGACCGCCAUCCACGAGUGCGCGCUGCACAACUACGCCACGGCGGGGACGGGCGUGAGCGACCUCUUCAUGACGGUGAACUUCACGUGCAGCGCGAGCACGUGCAGCCAGGUGCGGGUCAUCAACAGCGCCGACGGCGCAGUGUCGACCCCGGCGCUCUCGUCGGGGUCGGGGAGCCAGGCUGUCGCGCUGCUGGUCAACGUCGCCACGGGCGUCGGCGACCCCGCGACGAUCACCGUCGAGGUCACGUCCCAGGACGGCACCUCGCGGACCAACUACACCAUCGGCACCGCGCGCCCCGGCCGCAGCACCGCCGACCGGCUCCUCUCCCUGCGCAUUGAGAGCGUGGCGCCCGCGGACGCCGGCUUCCCGUCCAGCGGCGUGCUGUACAAGGACCCGGGCGACGGGACCGUCGGCACGGUCGGGUUCGACCCCGCCUCGCUGAACUACCUCGUCGAGGUGGACCCGGACUACACCAGCUUCGGCGUCAACGCCACGCUCCAGGGGCCCUUCCAGCGGCUGUUCGUCAACUUCGCGAACGAGCCCAAGGACUCCACGUUCUGCCCGCUCGAGAACCCGCCACCGGGCGUCGAUGCACGGUGCUACACCACGGGCGCCGCCCCGGGGAUGCGCGCCAACAAGACCACGAUCCCGUACUCGCUGGCGUCGUUCCAGGGGUCCGUCCAGACGCUGCUGGUCGAGGUGCAGAGCCAGGCGCACCAGCCACGGAGCGGGCUCGCGCUGUUCAACACCGCCGGGAAGACGCUGUACACGAUCAAGGUCCUGCGGCGGGCGCGCGCCACCGACAGCGCCCUGCUCGGGCUGGCCAUCUCCUCCGCGGGGACGAACCCGAACGUCACGACGCCGCUGAGCAUCCCGUUCUUGCCCAUCCUCACGGCCGGCGCGACGCACUCGGCGAGCGCGCUGUUCCGGCAGCCCCAGGUGCAGUUCACGCCGACGGUGCAGGCCACCUCGGGCCGCACGCCCGCCGUGUCGCUGACGGACCACCGCAACCGCGCCAACAUCACGCUCGCGAAGACCGGCGGGAGCGCCGUGCGGCUCAUCUCGACCGAGCUCGGCGCCGCCCUCCCGCUCGACGUGGGCAGCAACACCUUCACGCUCACCUCGGUGUCCGAGGACGGCGCGUCGACCGCGACCUACACCUUCGUGAUCACGCGCGCGGCGCCCAACACGGACGCGCGGCUCGCGGGGAUGACGCCCGACACCGGGUGGGUCGCGCCCGAGGGCACGGACGGGUCGACGGGGCGGCUGGACACCCCCAGCGCGCUCUGGCAGCCCGAGCUGGCCAACCACGUGGUGCGCGGGCCGCACAACUUCACGUACCUGUCGGCCGCGGUCGCGCCGAGCGUGGCGACCAUCCGGCUCAAGCCGCGGUGCAGCGGCGUCGUCGCGGGCGGGGAGGUGUGCACCAUGCUCGUGGACGGGGCCUACGUGCCGCCGGGGAACUUCUCGCAGGCGAUCGCGCUCCCGACGCCCGCGGCGUGGCCGGUGCCGUCGGUCACGAACAUCACCGUGACGGUGCUGCCGGAGGACCGCUCGCAGCCAAACCGCACGUACUACGUCGCCGUCCUGCGCGCCGCCGUCGAGCCCGCGGCGUCCUUCUUCUAUCCCUACCUCCAGGUGACGUCGCCCGUGACGAACGCCACGCUCGGCGUCACCCCGGGCCUCCAAGUCGUGGGGUCCUCGCUGGUGGUCCCCGAGGAGCUCGGGCUGGAGGCUGGCGCGGGGCAGCUGCACAAGGUCGAGGUCAACCAGACGAAGUGGGACCUCGAGCUCGGCGGGGCGCUAGCGUCGAUCAAGGGGGACUUCUCGGCGGUCCCGCGCGUUCAGGCGAACGUCACGCUGGCGGACACGGCGGGCGUGUUGCCGCAGGUCAACCUGAGCGGGGCGCUGCCGACCGAGACGAACGCGACGCUGAUCGCGAUCUACGGCGCCGGCGCGAUGUCGCCGGGGAUCUGUUCGGACGGGUUCCGGUGCAUCCUGAACCUGUGCGUUCCCGCGGGGGCGGCGCCGUUUGACGCCAGCGGGAUUCUGCAGACCCGGCUGUACGCGCGGUGCAGCAAGGUGGUCUCGCUGGCAACCAACAUCACGACUGCGGCGGCGUUCAACCUGACGGGCACGGUCGACGGCGUCCCGGUGCGCGUCGGCACGACGACCCCGGUGUUCAACGAGACGGUGGUCAACACGACCUUCACCGGCAACGCGACGGUCAACAGCACGACCACGACGGUGUCGUUCCGCGUGUUCACGCCGUCGUACUUCCGGGACCCGGCGCGCGACGCGCCGUACACGUCGCUGGUGUGGCAGGUCGUGCACUCGCGCAUGCAGGUCAACAGCUCCGUGCUGCUGGCACCCGCGAACGUGACCGCCGCGGGCCCGCAGACGCUGCGCGUGGACGGUCGCGACCGCUUCGGCAAUCCCGUGACGGGCCUGCGCCGCGCGUACGCCACCGGGCAGCUCCAGGCCAACAUCUGCCGCCAGCAGCUGGUGGGCGACCUGGACCCCCUGCGCGCGCUGGAGGGCGACCUCUCGCGGUUCAUCCCGAACGGGAGGGACGCCGCGCCGAACAACUCGGACGCGCACGUGCUGCACGUCCGCCCGGGUGGGUUCCAGGCCUACUUUGCCUACAUCGAGACGGUGCCCAGCCUGCUGCUGUUCAACGAGACGGUCGUCACCACGCGCAACGUGUCCGUGCCGGUGACGGCGGCGCCCGUGAACGGCAGCGCGACGACCGUCGUGCCCGCGGCGACCACCACGCCCAUCGUCACGCAGACCGUCACCGAGGUGGUCACGCGGAACGUGACGUUCGUGAACCGCGUGCGCGUCAAAGCGUGGGACGUGCGCACGGGCGGGCUCGUGACCCUGCCCGAGCUCCCCGCUGACAACGUCACGCUGGCCAUCGACAUCGAGGAGAACCCGUUGACGCUCCAGCCGCACGUCUUGAUCGCCAACACCACGUCGGUCCGCGUCCUGCGGUACGAUCGAAACGCCGUCGUCGGGCGGCAGUGGCUCCCGGCCGUUGGCGGCGAGGACGGCGGGCCCGACCGCUGGGGCCAGCUCUACUCGCUGAGCCUCGGGUGUCCGUCUGGGUCGCAGGACUGCGGCGCGACGGCGGGCCGCCUGGUGUACACCCUCGACCAGCAGCUGAUUGCGUGCGUGCGCGAGACCAUGGCCGCGCACGCCGGCAAGGUAUCGUGCUUCAACCGCCUGCUGUCAGGCUCGUCGUUCUCGGCGCUGCUACGCGACCUCAUCGACGUCCCGGGCCUCGCUGCGUGGGACGUGGAGGUUGACCAGGACGGAACCCUCCACGCCAUGUACCUGGACGGCAGCGACGACCUGCGGUGGAUCCGUGGGUCCACGAUCAACGGCAGCGUCAUCACGAACGCCACGGUCGUCGCGCGCGGCAUCAAGAGCGUCGUGCUGCGCAAGACCAGCGCGGGCGUCGUGUACGGCCUCGCGCACGCGCCGGGCACCACGCCCCUGCUGUUCACCAUCCGGCAGCACUUGACGCCUUUCGCGGAGCCGCCGCCGUUCCGCGCGAGCGAGGCCUCGCUCGGGAUCGACGCCGCCAGCAACCCCCUGGUCGCCGCCGCGCCGGAGCUCGGUCAGCCGGUGCUGGCGCAGUGGCGUGGCGACUCGUGGCUGGUCCGCGCGGACUCGUUCACGUCGGGCGCUUCGCGGCUGCAGGUCGCGGCCAAGCAGGACGGCGCGAUCUACGUGUCGGGCGUGGACCCUCCGUACAACUUCACGUCGACGGUCAAGGAGGUGACCUUCAUCCUGCCGUCGACGGCGGGGUGCCCCUGCCCGGGCGCGUUCGACUGCGUGCCGACGUCGGCGAACCUCACCGCGCUCGGAAACGGCAGCUACACCGCGACGAUGAACUUCGACCGCACUGGGCCGUCCUCUGUGUUCGUGCUCGGCGCCGAGGCGCCCGCGGCGGCGAUGCAGGGCGGUGCGCCGCUGCUGAGCUUCGCGGGCGAUCGGCUGGGGGACUACCCGCGCGUCGUGCAGGUGGUCCCGAACGCGUUCGGGGUGGGCACGACCAUCGCGCAGGACCCGGCCCUGGUCCCGCGCGUCAACGCCACGCGGCCGCAGUACUUCAUCAUCGCGCGGGACGACCAGGGCAACCCGCUGCCCUCGGGCGUCAACAUCACGGCCAUCGGGAUCAACUGGGACCCGCUGCCGACGGAGGAGGACAACAACCGGACGCACGGCCGCUUCGCCCUGACGCAGGUGGGGCCCUACGCGGGGCUCUUCAGCGUCGUGUGGGACACGUACCGCUCGGGGAGCUACGACCUGCUGGUGACGGUCGGGGGCCGCAACCUCACGGGCACGUUCCGGCAGUUUGUGCGCGCGAACGAGAUCGGCGACGGGACGCGCGUGGAGUACCCGCGCGUGGCCAUGGCGGGCUUCCGGCACGAGAUUCGCGUGUUCGGCAAGGACGUGUACGGCAACCCGAUCGUGCGCGACAAUCCCGGCGCGACCCUCGACCUGGGCAUCUUCUCGAACGGCGUGCGUCUCGCGCCGUCGGAGAUCUCCGCGUCGUUCAUCAAGCCGGAGCCCAACUCGCCCGACGCUCUGGCGGGCGUGUCGCUCGCGACCUUCCUCGGGCCGCGCAACGCGUCGCUCACCUACACCAUCCGCCUGACGCUGGUCAACCUGCAGCACCCGCUCAACGCCGGCAAGAACGGCACGCUCCUCCUCGACCUCAACGCCACCUACGCGCCCGUGUCGCUCGGGCCCGGGUCCCCGCUCCAGGCGUUCUCGCUGCUCGGCAUCCCGGCGUACCCGGACCCUGUACGCAGCACGCUCGAGUUCGGCGCCACGCAGCGCGCGGGCAUCGUGACGUUCUCGCUCCUCCCGCGCGACGCCUUCGGCAACCCGUCGUACGUUUCCGAGUGGAACGUGACGGCCGUCCCGACGUUCGUGCCCCAGGAGGCGUACAACAGCGACCCGGCCUACGUGCGCUCGGCCCAGCCGCGCGUCGCGGAGGUGCUCGACGACAAGACGGCGCACAACGGCCCCAGCUUCUGGACGGAGCUGGCGCCCGACCCGUGCCGCGGGCGGGAGGGCCAGCCCGAGCAGUGCGUCUACAUGCCAGCGCUGGACAGGAUCGGGAACUACCGCAUCGAGCUGCGGCUGAACGGGACGCUCGUGACGGUGGUGACCCAGCCGCCCUCGGUGCUCUCGCGGCUGAGCGCGCUCCCGCGCACCGCCGCCGCGGGCCAGAGCGUGAUCUCGUUCCUCGAGGGCGUGGACAUCUUCGGGAACCGCCUCACGACGGGCGGCGAGGCGAGCCUUCUGGAGGUGACGCUGGUGAACGCCAACGCGCUCGACCUGACCUUCAUCGCCAACCUGACGGACGGCGGCGACGGCAACUACUUCAUCCAGUUCCAGCUCCCGGACCCGGGGAGCUACAUCGUGAGCGUCGUGUUCAAGAACAACCGCCUCGUCGAGGGCCCCCGCAGCGACGUGGGCAUCACCACCUUCUCCAGCGCCACGCAGCUGCCACGCCGCUCGCUGGAGAUCCUGGGCGAGCUGCCCACGCUCGACUUCUCCGCGACGCUCACGACGCGCCAGGGCGGGCCCGGCGAGUCCGCCAUCGACGCCGGCGAGCCGUACAGCAUCGUCGUGGCCGCGCGCCGCACGCUGCCCGUCGCAACCUACGCCAACUUGCGCGCCGUGACCACCGUGCGGUUCCAGCGGCCCGGGCAGCCGGGCGACACUGUCGUGCAGCCGAUCGACAUGGGCCUCCCCAACCCCGACGGGCGGUGGUUCGCGACCGUCAACCACACCUUCAAGGGGCCGCACUCGAUCGAGGUGACGGUCGGGGGGCAGCAGGUCCCCGGGUCGCCGUUCGCGGUGCGCGUCGACCCGAAGGC
Molecule: messenger RNA, 6338 nt
Organism: Pedinophyceae sp. YPF-701
Lineage: Eukaryota; Viridiplantae; Chlorophyta; Pedinophyceae
Source: the annotation of a GenBank genome assembly